This is a messenger RNA of Verruconis gallopava, 1139 nucleotides long. RefSeq lists its product as uncharacterized. The coding region runs from base 412 to 978 and encodes 188 amino acids. The transcript is spliced from 2 exons. Lineage: Eukaryota; Fungi; Ascomycota; Dothideomycetes; Venturiales; Sympoventuriaceae. The record is from RefSeq and is a predicted model, not a curated record.
GCCGCGGCGACCGCAACGCUGUAGUUGAUGCCAUUAACGUCCUACCCCCGUCGUCGCCCCUCCCCCCCCUCCUUUUGAAAGUGCUCCCGCUCGCAAGUUGCGUGAAAUCAAGCCCCAAGAAAAGCAUAAUCAAACCUCCCCAACAACUCUCGCCCAAGGACGCGGACGAACGAUGGCUCGACCCCACAAUAUACACUUCCGAAAGGGCGCCGCCCACACCAGCGGCGACGAAGACACAUUCGGCGACGUGGCCUGAGCCGACCGUCACGGCGCCGCAGCGGCACCAAGCUCAGGCGCCGUUCAAAAGAAAACAAACCCCCCUUUCCCCUUUCCCCUUUUCCCCUUUCUCUCUCAUCCGUCCUGCUGAGGGAUCGAAUUCCACCGACAGAAGACGACAGCGUUCCAAAAGAUAUGCGGGGCACAAGCGCGUGGAUCGUCGUGCUCGCGGUCGCGGCUCGGCACGCCGAGGCGUACGCGCGACGCGGGGAUGCAGUCGCCGGCGCGGCGUGGGGACACAGGGCGUACGCGGCCAGGCGGGGCCUGCGUCCGACGUUUGGGCCCCCGAGCGCGCGCGUAGGCGGAUCCCGGGUUCCCGUGGCUGACGUUCUGGUCCUAAAGAACAGCGAGACGCAGGGGACGAGUGAAGGCACGGCGUCCUCGAUCGAAGCGGGACGUUCUGCGGCCGAGGGCGGCGGCGCUGUUGCAGGAGCGCCGGAUGUGCUUGGCGUCGGCGACGGUGUGCCCGAGAGCGAGGCGAUGGCGGUAGCGGCGCCUUCUGGCGUCGAGGAGCAGAGGAGAGCCCCGAUGCUGGUCGUACCGAGCGGCGCGGUGCCGCCGCCGCCGGCUGCUUUGGAGGCGAACCACGACAAGCUGCCUCAGCAUGGGGCGUGGACCGGAGGCGGCGCCCCAGGGCGAAGAAGGGGCGAGUGGAAUCGCCAGAGGAGAAACAAAGAAUGGAAAAAGCGAGGCUCCAAAUAGGUCGAUUCGUCAUGUUAAAAGAGCAGGAGGGCAUGUACGUAGCGAGCCAUAACAGAUCGUGACGCACAACUCUUACACCGGCUCGGCCUAAGCGUUAGCUUUGCAAAAGAGUGUCAAAGAACCGAAGGAACUGGCCUGCACCGCGCGUGCCGCUGUUCAAU